Messenger RNA from Aspergillus lentulus, 1731 nucleotides. NCBI's taxonomy places the organism in Eukaryota, Fungi, Ascomycota, Eurotiomycetes, Eurotiales, Aspergillaceae. The record is from RefSeq and is a predicted model, not a curated record.
AUGAGAAUCGGAAGGGGCUGCGAGCGCUGUCGCCAUCGUCAUAUUCGGUGCACAAUUCGAAAAGGAGCAUCGUCUUGUAAUCCCUGUUCGCGCUUGGGACGGGUGUGUCGGCUCGAUCCACCAUUUCGGUUUAGAACUGUUCAUCACGUCUAUCAGAAGAGUCAUGGCACAGCGUCGAAAUUCGACCUCGUGUGGGAUCCGCAUCAGAUUUGGGUGAAGACUCCUACUUCAUUGACGUUCGUACUUGAAUCGGCGGAUGAUUCUGCAGAAUCGGAAGAGACAGAUGCGCCGCAAGACUCUCAAGAUGAAGAACAGCCGCCUUCAGAACAGAUUCCAGUAUCGCCUAGAGCUGUAUUUCCGGACAUAUCAUCUCUACUCAUACCAGGUCCAACAAAGUCUUACGAUGCAGUGGUUGGAAAUCACCCACUAGACCUCUCAGAUCCUGCGCCGGCACCAUCGAUACCUUGCGAAACACAACUGAUACUUCCCUCAUCCACUGCCAUCUCGCCGACUGUACUAAAUAGCAUAGUAUCUCCUUUGGCAUCAACAGCCUGGACAGAGCCGACAUCCUCGAGUCCGAUAAGCCCGCGGGCAAUCGCUUCGCCAAAGUUGUCCUCCCGCGAGGCAUACUUGUUACGUUCAUUCAUCUCCAAGAUAGCUCCUUGGACCGACAUCUGCGACUCACGCUCUCAUUUUUCGACCGAGGUACCACGCCGGGCAUUGGAAGUCCCUAUGGUCCUUAAGGCCGUUCUAGCUCUCGCAGCCAGACACGACGCCAUCUUGUCAGACGCUAGCGACUGGGAAGCCGCCGAAUAUCACGGCCAAUGCCUGGAACUCUUGAUCGCUGCGCUGGCGCAGCCGGAGGAUACGUACGACGACAACCUCCUUAUCACGGUCGUGAUUCUACGCAUCUACGAGGAACUUGAGAGCAACAACGACGAGAAGUACCAUCUGUUCGGCUCAAAUCGUCUCCUCAACACCAUGUCCCGGUCGGCGUAUUCCGGGGGCCUAGCCGAAGCCGUGAGCUGGCAGUUCCUGCGGCAGGCGAUAUAUGCAUCUGUCGUCCAGUAUCAACCUAUGCAGUUGGACCUGGAGAACUAUGAGCGCUCGGCCGUGUUUCACCGGCGCGAUGACGCGGCGUAUGCCAACGUCAUCAUUUACCUCUGUGCUCGGAUUCUGCAGUGUGGAGGAGCGUAUACCCGUGGCAUGGACGAGGAGACAUGGCGCCAACUCUCUGAUAGCGUUGAGCAGUGGCAUCGAGGAAAACCAAUCAGUUGGCAACCGUUGAAGUACAAGCCGGCGGACGUUGCGGAGAGUCGACCGUUCCCUGAGAUCUGGAUGAUGUCUCCGCCAGCAGUGGUCGGAAUGCAAUACUAUCACACCUCGUGUAUCUUCCUCACUCUGUCAAAUCGACACUGGCAAGCCGCGAGUGACUUUGAGCUGGCCCGUUCGCAACGUAUAGUAGAGAAUACAAUCGCAUCACAUCUAAACAUGGUCAUCGGCUUGUCCAUGUCAAACGAAACCGUCGAGAAUGCAUACUUUAUGGCAUGUCAUUUAUUACACCGCUAUGGGUACUGCCUGCGACAUCCUCUCGAACAACGCGGGUCACUGCGCUUCUUGGCCCAUGUGGAAAAGACAGUGGGCUGGCGGACGCGAUGGAUGGUACGCGAGCUGGAGAAACAGUGGAGUGAGCUGCGGGGACUGGACACGUGGGGAGAGUCGGCUAGUUAA